AUGAUUAAUUUUGAUAUUACUGAGAACCUUAUAUGUGCUUUGUCCAUUAUUUUGGGUACUUUACUACUAAUUACCAAUCUUCCUGUACUUUAUGCUAUAGUUGCUAAUUACAAGUUAAGAAUACGCUAUGGUAUUUUGGCUUCAUUGAUAUUAGUAUCUGCAAUUGGAGGAUUAAAUUGUUUCAUACGAGCUGGAUCAAUUAUUUUGGAAGUAAUAAAUACAAAAAAUUAUAGCUGCAAUCAUUUUGAUAAUGUAUCAUCUACUAAUAACACACCUUGGAAUUGUCUUGGCCCGGUUGCAAGUUAUAUUGAAUUAUUUUGUUUUCCUUUACUUUCAAUAGCGCUAUUAUUAAACAGUUUUGAUCGUUUACUUGCUUUAUGUAAUCCCAUUGGUUAUUAUUUACAUCCAAAAUUUUAUUUAAUUGUGCAACUUUCCGUUGCUUGUUUAUUCCAUGGUACUAUUAUUAUCUACGUUACAUUUUUGUGGCCAACCAUAUGUUACGUUAUGAUGGCAAGAGAAACAUAUUUUUUGUUACUUUUUACAAGGAUGUUUACUUCGACUUUAAGUAUUGUGGUGAUGCUUAUUGUUUUGGUAAAACUUCGCUUGCAAAUAAAAAAAAUUGCUUGGAAUGAUAAUCGCCUAAAUAAUUUUACUCUACGUCAGCGUGGUUAUACUAAAGCAAUGCUUUUUUCGUGUUUGUUCACGUUUACAUUUUUCAUCAUACCUAAUGUGAUUGCAUAUUGCGCUAAAGCGUUCAACUUCUUCAACGCUGACUUAUACAAUUCAUAUUUGAAGUUGAUCAGUUACACUUGUACGCUUGAUAUUCUUGUGAUAAUGCUUUACCGACAAAACGAUAUUAUGUCGGAAACAUUAUCACGCUAUCCUUUUCUGUCUCGUUUUCUAGUUCUGUUUCAAUUUAAGCAAAAAGUAACUGUAAAAAUUAUAAUUCCUAGUCAAUGCAGAAAUCAUAUAGAAAACAUAUCUGUUAAUACCAUCCCCAUUCUUUCAUAUCACUGUAAGCUUGGUCAAUCAGUGCAUUCCAAUUUGUUCUCUGUUCAUCAGAUACACCACCAGCGUGUUGUUCCAUGGCUGCUAUCAAAGCAUCUUUGGUUUUCUGAAAAAUAUAGUUACAGAAAAAUUAACUACAUGAUAAAACAAGCUUCAAAAGCUUCAGAAAGAGUGGAUCUCCAUUUACGAUCAUCACCAAAAACUUGA
Molecule: messenger RNA, 1215 nt
Organism: Thelazia callipaeda (thelaziosis nematode)
Lineage: Eukaryota; Metazoa; Nematoda; Chromadorea; Rhabditida; Thelaziidae
Source: the annotation of a GenBank genome assembly